Letharia lupina is the source of this 441-nucleotide messenger RNA. RefSeq lists its product as uncharacterized. Bases 1 to 441 code for a protein of 146 amino acids. The record is from RefSeq and is a predicted model, not a curated record. The transcript has 2 exons. Lineage: Eukaryota; Fungi; Ascomycota; Lecanoromycetes; Lecanorales; Parmeliaceae.
AUGGAUGCCAAAGCCGACGUAUGUCGUCGAUCUUAUGGGAGCAAACGAAUCGCAGGCAGUGGAGGCAUGGCAACGAGAAGCCAGUUAGCAGCACAUGCCAUCAAGGACAAAGCGCAAAGCAGUAUGAUGGCCGGAGCGAAGUAUCCAGUAGAGCGGACUGCGACGCUUUUUGGAAGGUCGGGUGUGCCUUGCGCAAGCUACCCGCUCAGCUCGGCGGCCGGCCCCACAAGCAUCCGCAAAGGGACGGCUAAUUUCCAAUGGAAAAAUGAAACAACAAACGUUGGUGUGCGAAAAGCGAAGGCGAAAGGAUCGGGCGUUCAUGGACCAAUCGAAAGCUUGGUCUUACGUAUGGAAAACCUCUUGAACCUUUUGAAUCAGGGGCUACCGCAAACCUAUCAGAAAAGCACGAGUACCUCUGCAAGUCUCAAGGUUAAGUUGUGA